GUUGAGACAAAAAUCAUUCGGAAAAGUCCGGGUCCGGUGACGUCCAUUCGAGGGACUAUACAGCCUGGCUAACCCGACGACACAUAGAGGAUAUUCUGGAUCUGGUGUCAAGACUACUAUUAGCAUCCUACAGGAAGGAGAUAAAUUACUUUAAUUCUGACAGUUUUCGUUCGUUUCCGGCCGUUUUGGAUGUAGGCACUGGGGCGAUUCUUUUAUUUUUAAAGGGACUACGCUGAGGAAAAAUAGAGAAAAAGGUUUUGUUUCGGGAACAUCAACACACCGUAACUGUGUUGUUAACUGCUGUAAUUUGAGAUAAACUACAUAGAUUGUUAUUUCCCUUUAUUUCUGAAUGUCUGUAUGGAGUCAAAGUCAUAACUUGGCGCAGGUGUAGUUGAAGGCUAUGUGGUGUGGUCGUGUAACAUUCCAAACACCGUUUCCCGAUAAGUCUGCCUUUCCUGUCGGAAGCCUGGAGAGUUGAGAGAGAGAGAGAGGGAGAGGGGCGAGCCCCCGAACAUGAUCUCACGGAGCGGGAAUGCGAGGAGCCAUGAGCUGGUCGGGUUCCCACGGCGGGCUGAGCUGCUCUGGAGCCGGGAUUAACCUGCUCUACCUCUCGCUGCUGCUCUGGAGCUCCUGCUCUGGCAUGGACGGACUGGCUGAUUUCUCAAAAUACCUGUCCCGGAUCAUUACCAGUCACUCUGUGCAUGCGUGCGACGGACAGCAGGUACGUCUCUCCUGUCCACGCCACUCCACCAUCUCUAUCCAGUCGGCGUUUUACGGACGGGCCGACUCAACGCUCUGCACCAAUGGGACGGCUGCGGGUGUCAGAGCGACAAACUACAGCUGUUCCGCGUUUACUACCCUACAGAAGUUACUGUCAGAGUGUCAGAGCCACAGAGACUGUCAGCUACCUGUCAAUCACCUGGUGUUUGGGCCCGACCCCUGUCCUGGGACCAUCAAGUACCUCCACGUCACCUACAAGUGUAAACCUACUGAGCAUAAGAGCAGUGUGGUGUGUGAGGGAGAGAAGCUGACGUUACACUGUAAGCCUCCCAGAGUGCUGAUCAUCUAUACAGCUGCUUACGGUAGGGGUCUGGGCCACACCUGUCCCUCACAGGACAGUGGAACACCCCCGUUUGAGUGUUUGAACCACAAUGCGGUUCACACUCUGUCACUCUCUCUCUACAACAAACAGAGGUGUGUUGUCUCUCUCUGUCAACCAGACCUUCAGAGACCCUGCUACCCUGUCUCCAGGAAGUACCUCUGUACUCUACUCCUGUCUUGUAUACCACAGACAUUACUGCAGGAAGCAGACCCAGGUGUCCUACACAGACCCACCUCACACCCAAAAGGUACUGGUUUCCCGGAUAGGUGGGACUAUAUUACAGCGAUCCAAUCCAGCAGUGGCUCCGGCAUUAUACCUAAAGCGGACGUUGCCAUUGGCUACACAGAGUCCCCUAUUAACAGAAGCCCACCCCGGUCCUCCCCCAGCCCACCCCGGUCCUCCCCCAACCCACCCCGGUCCUCCCCCAGCCCACCCCGGUCCUCCCCAGCCCACCCCGGUCCUCCCCCAGCCCACCCAGAUCCUGCAGAUGUGGCUGUCUAUCCUAAGGACUCCAGAACACCAGGAAACACAGGAGUCAUGAUGAGUAGCUCUGUUAUGACUUACUCCUAUAUUAAAGAGCACCCAGAUACUGCGGCGUUGUUGUUCACCUCAGUGUGUGUUGGUCUGCUACUCACCCUGCUGGCUGUGUCUAUCAGACUGACCUGUAGGGGCUCCGCCACACGCACAAAACACAAAACAUGCACGAGCCAGGAAGAGGAGGAUGAUGAUGAUGAUGAAGAAGAGGAGGAGAUGACUGACUGCUCGCUGCUGUCGGACUCAGACAGGCAGCUGGCUUACUGCUGGGAGGAAGUGAGCUACAGGACAGCGGACGCGGAGAGGCUAGAACGCAUGGAGAGGAGGGACAUGGUGAUCCAGGAGAUCUGGAUGAACUCUGAUCUCUACGGGACGAGUAACAGAACCUACACAGCUGAGUAA
This is a messenger RNA of Oncorhynchus masou masou (cherry salmon), 2038 nucleotides long. RefSeq names its product protein eva-1 homolog C-like. The record is from RefSeq and is a predicted model, not a curated record. Gene Ontology annotation, molecular function: carbohydrate binding. NCBI's taxonomy places the organism in Eukaryota, Metazoa, Chordata, Actinopteri, Salmoniformes, Salmonidae.